Messenger RNA from Ilyonectria robusta, 1969 nucleotides. RefSeq lists its product as uncharacterized. Gene Ontology annotation, biological process: regulation of DNA-templated transcription. The record is from RefSeq and is a predicted model, not a curated record. The transcript is spliced from 2 exons. NCBI's taxonomy places the organism in Eukaryota, Fungi, Ascomycota, Sordariomycetes, Hypocreales, Nectriaceae. Gene Ontology annotation, molecular function: DNA-binding transcription factor activity, RNA polymerase II-specific; zinc ion binding. The coding region runs from base 44 to 1906 and encodes 620 amino acids.
CUCCAUCAACCUCAGAGUGUCGAAGAAGAAGAGAAGAAAUGCCAUGGCCGAUCCAAACCCAGGUAUUCCCAAUCAUCCCAAAACGUCUCUUGACAAGCCAAAACACUUUCGUACAAGCACUCCCAAAGUACGGACAGGAUGCAUUACUUGCAAAAAGCGGCGCGUAAAAUGCGACGAAGCCCGGCCGCAUUGCCUGAAAUGCCUCAAGGGUCGAGGUCAUUGCGAGGGUUAUGCUGUCGAGCCGAGCAAGAAGGCCGACGCACCUCCUCAAAUCUGUUGGAAUUCCAAAUCAGUUGAUCUUGCAACGCCGCCGAGAGUACAGCUGCGACUUGACGUCGAAUCUUCAUCGUUUCGGGGCUCUCAAGGCGCACUUUAUUUCCAAGAAUUCGUCGAGUUGGUUCAGGGACCGUGGAUUACUGCGGCUUCCAACAAAGGUUUCUGGGCCGUGACUCUGCCUCAACUCGCUCACAAUAACAGCACACUUCGUCAUGCCGCAAUGGCCAUCGGUGCAUUAAACGUAUGGCAUCGCCAAUUCAACCAGAAGACGCUUCGCUCAGUACCGGUACCAGAGCUGUUGACCGACGACCGACGGGUGUCCUACUUCCACGCCAUGGCUUGUUAUGGUCACUCUCUGAAGCUGCAACAUCAACAGGCCUCUCCGCAAAACGCCGUGUUUCUAUCGCUGCUGCUGCUGUUCUUUGAAAUACUACGAGGAAACAGAAAAGCCGCGCUGAAUCAUGUGAAUCAUGGCUUGGCUCUGCUGCUUGCUCUCUUGACCGAUGAUGACGCGACUAGUUGCCAUGUGGCUGCCUUUGCGCCAGACCCGAAACCUCUGCUUGGAGCAGUGGGGGACAUCUUCAUCCAACUUUUGACACAAAGCCGAACGGUUGUCCAGAAUGAGAUUGGAUCCGGUCCAUCCCUACCAAACCUUGCCAAGGGAUUAAAAGAGAAAAAACACACGGUUGAAUCCUUCAUGAUGCUCCUCAGCGAACUCACGCCCUCCACUGCGACGAUAGAGAACGUUCCGGCCAGCUUCAACGACCUAGACGAGUUUGAGGGGUACUGGAUGGCCUGCCAGCGUCGACAGAUCAAGAUGAUGCAGAUCAUGGCUGGAACCAUGCGUGCUCUGGUUGCCUCGGGCUGCAAGAAUGAAGAGGUGAUGAGCGGUUUUCAGCUGGACUGGUUCGGGAACACGGAAGUGCAGGAAUUCUGCGAGGGAUUGAGAAACGCAAUGCGAGCUCUGGACUCGGCAUAUUUGCCUCUUUUCAACAGGGUCAUCAUGUUCGAGCCCGAAUCACCGACAGCUCUGCGAGCAAUCCAUUUACGCCUUCAGUACCUGGGUAUCUACACCUUCGGCGACCCCCUGCAGUACCUUGACGUUGAGUUGUUGUAUGCUCGGUCGCAUCUCUUCCACGAAUACUUGUCGGUAGUCAGACUAGCUUUGCGCACAGCCAAGCGGCACAUCACAGAGCCAACCCAGCAGCUGUCAUUACAGUGCGGUGUCGCGUCAUAUUUACUCGUGCUGGCUUUCUUCUGCCGCGACCCGUUGGCCCGCGACGAGGCUGUCUGGCUGCUGAAGGAUUACCCUGGCCAGGACGGGCUGCUCGACUCGCACGCUCUCUACGUUUUGGCCGUGAGGAGCCUUGCCGUUGAGCGGAUCAAUGUGGCGGAAGGCUCAGCGGCGGAACAGUGGCAGCGGCUGUUGCGCCGGGAAUUCGUCUUUGAAGCCGGAGGUGAUCGCGUUGUCUUUCGAUACCUCGAUAAAGACGCGACAACGGGACAAUGGGAACUGGUGGAAGAGGCGGUUGAUGUUAGCGAGAGAUCUGAUGAUGUGACGUGGAUACGGCGGCCAUUGUCAACAUCGUGUGCGCUGCUGAUGGCAGAUUUGGUUGGUUAUGAGAGCUGAGUAUGGAGUUUAGAGGCAAACAGGAAGGACAUCUAGGUUCAAUUUGAACAAUAAUCAAUCCAC